This is a messenger RNA of Bursaphelenchus okinawaensis, 10822 nucleotides long. The record is from the annotation of a GenBank genome assembly. NCBI's taxonomy places the organism in Eukaryota, Metazoa, Nematoda, Chromadorea, Rhabditida, Aphelenchoididae.
AUGGAAAAACCUCCAGCGGAGCCAUCAGCGGCUUCGACUUCUACGGCACAACGCGCGGCCGGCUUUCACAAUGUGGAACGACAAUAUCAGCAGACCAGAAAGCUGCAAAUCGUCCUUGUCAUGGAUAGGAAGAUGCCAAAGUAUAUGAAACAGCGAGAUCAAGCAUGUGCUGAUGUGGAAAAGGUGGCCAAGUCUUUGAAGUGUAAUUUGCAGGUAAGGUCUGAUGAUAUUGGGGUGUAGGUUUUUAAUUACAUUUUUUUGGGUAGUAAAUUUACGCUGUCUUGUUAAUUUUGGUAUUUGAAGAUGCGGAAGACUCUAUAAAUUUUGGCUAUACUAAAAGUUGUUGUAAAAAACUUUACUUUCAAACCAAAAAAUAAAAUUUUUCUUUUGUUUAACCUCAUGGUUAAUAUUUUGAUUCUCACACUAAUACUUCAAUUUUAGGUGAUCGAAUUCGAUCCCUUGGACUUUGGUGAGACUAAGGCAUUAGACACCUUUUAUAAUGCGGACGUUGCUUUGGUCGAUUUCACCAUGACCGGUCAGAUCUCAAGUUUGUGUUAUCAUGUUGGAGUGCGCGAGUCGAUGGGACAAAUGUAUAAUAUUAUAAUUAUGUACAUGUAUGAUGAAACUAUGAAUCAACGAGUUGAUCCUUUGAAAGUAAGAAGUUGUGACACUGUUUUAGGUACCAAAAGAAUAGGUUUAGUAAGAAAUGGGCGUUUUAUGUUAUUUUAGGUUUAAUUUACAUUGGGGAUCUAAUUUCAAAAAUAUUUGGAACUUUUUAGAUAAAUAAUAUCAUUUUUUAUAUUUUCAGUCAACUCUAAACAAUUUUCAAUUACUAACCUACUUCCAAUGUCAAGACGGGACCUUGUUGUGCUCAGAUAAGGCUACAAGCGGCCUAAGGGAUUUCGAUCCACGCAGUGAUAGGCAAGUGUAAUAAAGACUCUAAUAACUUUUUGAUAAUUCAAAAAAUAUAAUUGUAAUCAAUCUCUAACUACUAUAAUUCUAGGUAUCAAUCCAUGAAAUCCCGUGGGUUUCAAACCUUCGCCGAAGCCGUUAAGACGGCGUUGACUAAUGUACAAAUUGAAGCCAAUGCUCAUGCUAAAGAGAAGUUUUUGAGUGAUUUGAGGAAAGUGCGAGAGAUGGAAGACCCAAAUGAAGCAAACCAGUUUCUAGAAAGAAUGAGAAGCCGUCUGGACAAUCCUGAUGUCCUAAAUUUGGAUACUGUUUGCCAAAUGUUGUUGAGUUAUCGGUAAGAUCAUGAAUAUCUCUAUAAAAAUGUAGAUCAUACUUAUUUUUUGGGCUGUUUCAGCUGUAAAAACACGAAAACUUCCAUUUAAAACGUUGUAAAAUAACCAAAUGUAUUAACAAAGUAUAAUGAUUGUAAUCCGAUUUCAGAGAUACCCAGAACUACGAUGCCAUGAUUAAUUUAAUUGAAGACUUGGAAAAAGUAAACCAGAAUCAGAUUGUACAUGCCCAACCAGUGUGGUUUUUAUACGCUUUUGCUUUGAAUCGGUAGGAUUUUUAGUUUGUAAUCGGUUUAUAAUGAAGAUUUAUAUUAUUUGAGGUAAAGCAUACAUUAUUGUAGACAAAAACUUAGAUGUUUUCUUACUUAUAACUCACUGAAAUGUUGACAAAGUCUUAAAAUUUUCAGUCGAAACCAGCCCGGCGACCGUGAUAAAUGCAUUGAAAACGUGCUACAAAUCAUGGAGAAGUACAAAGAAAACGUUUCGCCAGAUGUAAUAUGCUUAGCUGGACGUGUUUACAAGGAUCGAUUCAUCUCGUCAAACUAUGAAGAUAAAGAAGCCCUGGAGAAGGCCAUUGAAUGGUACAGAAAGGCGUUCAAUGUCUCACCAUUAGAAUACUCUGGCAUCAAUUUGACAACAAUGUUAAGGGCGCGAGGGGAACAGUUCGAACAUAACGUGGAAAUGCAACGAGUUGGUAAGGAUUUAGGGGCUUAAAAUGGUUUUCGAGGAGAACUCUUAUAGGAUAUUUUAUAAAAAAAGGCUGUCGCAAACAUAUAUAGGUUAUAGCGAACAUACUACAUCACGUAAAGCUAAAAAACACCUUAUUUUACCCAAAAAAACAUCUAAACCACCAUUUUCAGCUGUGGUCCUCAACUCCCUGUUAGGGCGGAAAGGAGCCCUAGCCAACAUGAGUGAAUACUGGGAUGUAGCCACCUUCUUCGAAGUCUCCGUCCUAGCCGAAGACUACAACAAAGCUUGCCAAGCGGCCGAAAAAAUGGCUAUGCUCAAACCCCCAACCUGGUUCCUCAAAUCCACCAUGGAGAAUAUCAAACUGAUCUCGAGAUGCGCGGCUUCAUGUUCUCCAAUUGAAAAAGAAAAGCAAACGUUUGUAUUCUGGACGGAAUUCUUCAUGGAAGCCAUCGAGGGAUUCAGCGACACCAAUUCAAGAUUUCCUGUGCUGAUUCAGGAGGUUAAUAAGGUAGGAUAAUAGAACGACAAAACCGCAUUAUACUUUAAAAAUAUGAAGGAAUAUAAUUAAAAUUCAAUGAAAAGGGGUUAUUUUAGUCUUUCAUCACUAUAGAUACCUAAAUUUAUCAAUAAAAACCAAAAAAUCACCUAUAAAUAUCUAAACUUACAUCUAAAGCCCAGGUAUACCUAUAAAAAUCCAGAUAUCUCUAUAAACUUCUAUAAAAUUACAGCAAUACACUCCAAGUUACAUGACAAUCAACGAACAUGAUGUUAUAUUAACCCACGUGCUCGAACACAGUCAAGCGAAGAGUCCACCACCCGGAAUUCAUCGAUGGGGCUUCAAGUGGAGCCAAAUCAAAGCCUUUUCGGCUUCGAAACGAGAUGACAGGUCGAUGUACAUGUAUGUAUACGAAAAUUCGGACGACUUCAACAUUACUUUUCCAUCUUCAGCGCAUUGUAAUGGGUAAGUUUGGGGAAAUCGUUGAGAAAAUGAUGGAAGAUCAAAAAUAAUUUUCUGGAGGCUCAGAGAAAAACUUGACUCCUUGUGUCAACCUUUCUGUUUUGCUUGAUUAAAGCUGUAAAUUUUCAACUUUGGCUUCUAAUUAGUGUAAACUGUGUAAAUAUAAGGAUUUCAACUCUUAUUUUUUAAAUAAAGAUGAUAUACUAGGUUUAUCAUCGUACAAAGCUAAUUUUUGAUUGAUUACAGAGCCUUGUCAAAGAUGAGCGAAGCUGAAGAUGGAUGUGGUGGUAAAGUGCUGAAUGAUUGUGAAGCCCACACCCUUAUUGAUGUAAGAGUUUGAUUUUAUAAUGAGUUUUGUUAUUAUGACAUUACAUUAUGAGAAAAUACAAAAAUCUUUGGAAAUUUGAAAUUUGCAGUUUUAAAAUUUUGACCAUAUUUUUUGUAAAACUGGGAUUUUUAAAAAAAUUUUACGUUUUAGUUCGAAUACGAAGUCGACAACAAAACUGGAGAAAGAGUGAUACUAGGCCGUGGCACCUAUGGUGUCGUAUACGCAGCCCGUGACGUGACCACACAACGUUCUAUUGUAGUAAAAGAAGUUGAAGUAAAAAACGCGGAAGAAGUUCAGCCAUUGAUGGAGGAAAUCAAACUUCACUCCACACUGUCACACGAAAAUAUCGUCCAAUAUUUGGGUUCAAAAGUGGAGAAACGUGAUUUUCGGAACGAUGUUUUCCUGAUUUUCAUGGAACAAGUACCAGGAGGAUCGUUGAGUUCAUUGCUACGUGACAAGUGGGGUCCUUUGGAUGCGGAACAAACUUUGGCAAUUUAUGCGUCACAGAUCUUGCAGGGUGUGAAAUAUCUUCAUGAUCAAAAGAUUGUACACAGAGAUAUUAAGGGAGAGAACGUUUUGGUGAAUACGUACAGUGGAUUGUGUAAAAUCUCGGAUUUCGGAACUUGUAAACGGUUGGCUGGACUGAAUCCGUGCACUGAAACUUUUAAGGGUAUGUUUGACAAGUUUAUAAGGACUGGUAAGCUUGGAUAUAAACUUUAACGUGAUUCUAAGAUAAAAUAUAUACUAUUGAAUAUCAUGUUGGCCAUUGGGGCUAAAGUUUGUAGUAUAAAGUUAUCUUCGAUAACAUUUUGUUGACUUUUGAAUUUACUUUUAUAAACCUUAUGUUAAUCCAACAUAUUAUUGUAUAAAAAAUAUUAUUAAUACUUUUUUAGAGGCCACUUUAACCAAUUUGAUCUAUACAUUGAUAUUAAUCAUUGUUAACGUCGUCUUGCUCGUCUUAAUCGUCUGAAUUUAGAUAAUGAACUUGAUGAAAAAAUCAAAAAGUCAAUUAAUUCAGGAACACUUCAAUACAUGGCUCCAGAAGUCAUCGACCACGGUCAGCGUGGUUAUGGUGCUCCGGCCGAUGUUUGGUCAUUCGGAUGCACAAUGAUUGAAAUGGCAACGGGAAAACCACCGUUCGUGGAGUUGGGACUGCCACAAGCAGCCAUGUUCAAGGUGGGAAUGUACAAAACUCAUCCGCCUAUACCUACAAGUUUGAGUGAGAGCUGCACCAAAUUUAUUAAAAGGUAAAUUAUUGAUAAAAUAACUGUAAACAUUACAUUAUACACUUAUGACAUUUCUUAACAUAACAUUCCUAUUUUCCUCUUUCAGAUGUUUUGAACCAGAUCCAAACAAGCGUGCCACAGCUGCAGAACUACUGCUAGAUACAUUUUUGCUACAGUACAUUCCGAACACGUAAGGGUUUCUAAAUUCCUUUAAAAUUGUAAAAAACAUAGCAUUUUCUGAUGUUUAUGAUAUAAUUCAAAUUUUUAUCAUAAACAUUGUAUUCUUAUUAAUCAGCUAUCAAGAAGAAUGUCUUAUCAUAAGAACUAUAACAAUCGCGUUUUUAGCCAACGAAAUACUUCCACGAAGAAAAGAGUGGAUGUAGCCAGGACUUUCCCUAAUAGUAAGUGUGAAUUUUGAGUAUGGUUAUUCUACAUCUUGAUCGGUGACGGUAUUCUGGUCUAUUUGACAAAUACUUGUGUUAUACAUAACAUUUUAACAGUAUAGUAUAAGAUCUUUUUAAAGCUUUAGAAAGAUAGUACGAACUUAAGUAGUACUCCUUGGUACUGUUUUUAGGCCUUAUUAGUAUUGUUUUAAGCUCUAUUAGUACUACGUUUUGGUACUGUUUUUAAAGUACUAUGAAAAUUACAUACGACAUUAUAAAUGCUACGCCUCAACCUUUGCUGCCGCUUUAACUUCCAUGUGUGUUACAUGUGUCUGUCAAUAGAUGUUGUCCCACAACUUUCUCUUCAUGCCAUUUUGGAUUCGCAAUGUCAUAGUCUUUGUACAUCUUUAAAAAACCUAAAAUUUUUGUGAAAUCACAACUUUAAAAUCGAAUACAAAUUUAGUACAAAGUUGCGACAUUGCAAAAUCCCCGCUUCCCAACUCUAUCUUCCUCCUUGUGUGUUCCUAUGGUGAAUAUUUUAGAAUUUCAUCGUUCUGCUUCUCACAUGAGUGGAAUGAUCUACAACCCCAUGAAUUCGUUGAAUCCACGAAAAGAAACACAACAAUCGCAUUCCGAAUGCAAUGUGCCCAACAUACUGGAAAUCCCCAAGGAUACGUUGAAGCCGCACAAUCUCGGUAAUCGCAAAAGUAUUUUAAAAAUGAAAAAAAGUUAAAUGGAGGAUACACCGCAGUGCAAAAAUGCGCAUAAAAUAAGAUAGUGUACAAAAAAUGUUUCCCACACAAUCGAUGUCAAUCUUUUGCUUUUGCAAUGAUCAAGGCUUUGCUACAUUUUCUACCGUUCAUAAAAUUAAGCCGGACAAAAGAUUUCAAAAACGUUCCGUUUGCAGGUUGCUUGAUCUGCAUCGUGCAGACUAUAGCAAAACUGAUAGGUCAAAUUCGACUUUCUAGAUAACAAAAACAAUCUAAUUUUGAUUAACUCUUUUAAAAACGUUUUUCAACAGGCAGUAUGUACGACAAUAUUGAAAAUAACAGGCAAAAACAAGAGACCGCAAAGUCUGCUUUUUUUUGCACAGUGCAAAACUUUUCAAACCUUUGCACCGUGCAAACCUUUUUCAGAACUGAUCUUCGUUCAAAAAUCUAGUUUUUUGGAAAUCAAAAACAACCUAAAUUUUGCCUUGAAAACUCAAAAACAGCAUGCACCGUGCAAUCUUUGUCGCAACAACGAAAAGAUCACGCAAAACAAAAAGAGCGCAAACGUUGCACUUUUGUUGCACUGUGCAAAAUUUACAUAAUCUUGUCGCAAAAGAUUACGCAAAACAAAGAGAGCACAGACGCUGUCUUUUGAUUGCACCGUGCAGUCUUUGUCGCAACUCUGAUUUCGAGCCAAAAAUCGAGUUUUUCGAAAAACAAAAACAGCCAAACUUCUGCUUUCAAUCCUGCAACAAGCUUUGAACAGUGCAUAAGCUUUCCCAGGCUUGUCGAAAAAGAUCUGCACCGUGCAGUCUUUGUCGCAAUACAAAAAAUAUUACGUGGAAAUAAGAGAGCACAGAGCCUGCAUUUUUGCUGCACCGUGCAGUCUUUGUCGCAACUCUGAUUUCGAGCCAAAAAUCGAGUUUUUCGAAAAACAAAAACAGCCAAACUUCUGCUUUCAAUCCUGCAACAAGCUUUGAACAGUGCAUAAGUUUUCCCAAGUUUGUCAUGAAAGGCCUGCACCGUGCAGCCCUUUUCGCAAGACCAAAAAGAUCACGCAAAACAAAGAGAGCGCAGAGGCCAACUUUUGGUUGCACGGUGCAGUCUCUGUCUCAACUCGGGAUUCGGACCAAAAAAUCGAAUUUUUCAAAAAGCAAAACAUCCAAAAUUCUGCUUCCAAUUCUGCACCAAGCUUUGCACAGUGCAGUCCUUGACGUAACAUCGAAAAGAUCACGCAAACAAAAGAGAGUGUAGAGCCUCAUCAAUCCUUGCACAGUGCAUAAACUUUCCCAGGCAUGUCGCGGAAUUGUUUUGCACCGUGCGGAUUUUUGACCGUCUCAAGAAUUGCGCAACUUUCCCUCUUUCGACUCGGAUUUUCGAUCGAAAAUUUGGCUCUUUUUCGAUCAAAAAAAAGGAGAGAGCGCACGACCCUCCUUUCACGUGUAGCAUCACGUGACACUCGGCUUACGAUUGCGUUUAUCUUUUGCACAGUGCAAAAGUUUUAAUGGGAAUUUGAUGAAAAACAACUAAAAAAUGUCGGAUACAACUUUUUAAAAUUAACACCGUAAAAAGUAUUUAAAGUUUACUUUACAAUUGUGUAGUAGACUCCUGUAGAUUUGAAGUGAUACAUUAACACCCUACUUUCGCUAACAUUACUAUAUUUUCAAGCCCAUGGUAUACCGACAUGGCGCACUAUGUUCUUUAAAAAAACAUGUUCCGUAUUAUAAACCCAUGACACAGUUAUUAUAGUAAUAUGAUAAACAGCCGAAUUACAAUAAUGUGCUUUCUACUUUCCAGUAAAAUAAUGAGCUUAUCCAUUUAAAGCCGGCUUCGUUGAACAAAAAAAAAUUAAAAGUGUGCCAAUUUAAUUUCCUACGGCUAUUUUCACAUCUAUUACAUGUUGAGUGGAGUUUUACUAUAGCUAAGUGUGGUUUGCAUCUGAUAAAGCAACUUUCGCGAGGUUUACGAAAUGUCGUCAUGACAGAUGUCAGGCCGUCAUUGUGACAUGCUAUGGAACCGAAUAUUGAGUGAAAAUUCAGUUUAAAGAAUAGUUAGAAUUGUAUACGUUUGCUCAAAAAAUACGUUUUUCGUUAAAUUCAAAGCGUGUCAUGAUGACAGUUUUUAUGUGUCAUGACGAAAGAAUUUAUAUAUUAAACUUCAAAACUAUUUAUGCAAUUCACCCGCUAUGUUACCCUAGAUGAAUAUCAAAUUUUCCCCAAAAUCAGCUGCUACAUUGCCCAAUUUACAAAAGGAACAGUUAUUGCCAAUGACGCAUACCAUAAAAUUUGAUGAAUAAUGUGCUUUCAGAAGUCGUGCACUCGAAAAAGAAUCGCAGUGAAAGUGAAUCUCACAUUUUCGAGCAUGCGAACGAACAAUUCUUGGCCACAAGUGUAACCAACAACGCGUUUGAAGGCGGAAAAACCUUCACAACUGCUGCGAAGUUACCGUCGCAGAACAAGAUUGAGCGACAAAACUUGAGGUUGAAGAUUGAGCGGCCUCAAAUGCAAAAUAAUGAAAUCUACGCGGCUGGUAGGUUAUAAAAUAAUGCCUAUUUGUGACUAAUAUGAUGCAAUUUAUGCCUACAAUAAUAUCUAGUAUUUGAAAAACACUGAAUUGGCAAAAAAAAGGUUGAAAAAAGGAUCUUAUCGUCAGACGAUGAAGCUUUUAUAUAAUAUUUAUAUACUAAGCAAGUACAAGAUAAUAGUCGUUUUGGUCUUGAAAAUUUAUCAAAAACUCGAAGAAAAGCUGAAUUUUCUGGAACAAUAAAUCCUUUUUCGCAGUCUGCAACCUGAGUUUAAAGCUCGGCCGCAGUUUGAAAACGAAAGAAAAUUAUUUGGUUGCGGAAAAAUUUUGAUAAAUUUCCUUUGAAUGAACCUUUGAACUUCUAAUCAAGAAUAAUUGGAUAAAUCUGUUUUUUUUAGAAUUUUAGGUAAUAAAAUACAUUUUAUAAUAUUUUUCUAAAAUUUUUAUGUUGCACAAUGUUACAAUACAGCAAACCGAAAAAUUUCAAGUGUUUUGUCCUUCUAAUAAUACAUGGUUUAAUUUUUUUAUGUUGCAUAGUGAAGAACAUUCAAAAAACUAACGAUUUUGUCCAGUACAACUAAAACCAGUCCGAAAAUCUACUAUUGUAAUAUGUUAAGUCCAGUUAAACAGCGAUUAAACUAACGCUAAAACUUUAGCUAACCGCUUUGCUUCACGUGAAUGUCGAGACUAAUUUCAGGUUCAUUUACAGCUCCAGUUCAGAACGAUCCCCACAACUAUUUCACGCGAUAUUCGCUACAAGUACAGAAUCCGCUCCAACCGCCAUCAGAACACGAAGAAGCCAAGCCCAACGUUCCAUCAUCGGCUUCGCCAUCGUUUGGCAUGGUCCAGAAGCCAGCAUUUUUUGAAAGUACAGCUUCUGUAUCGUUGCCUCCAACGAAUUACUCGAAUAGCCCUCAAUUUAUGCAGUUGCCUUCGGGAAGCGGAUUUCAAGGCAAAAUGGGACAGAAUAGUUUGGUAUCACAGCCACCAAGGUAAGGGGUCGUUUUGCGGAAAAUGUGAAAGAAAAUCUUUGGUUUUUGAGGUGAUAUGUUAUGGAAUUUAACGACCAAUGUGUAUAUUUAACUACAUAUCGCUUGGUAUUCAAAAGGUGUAUAAUAUGCCUCUUUUCCAGUCCCCAUGCCCAUCACACGCCAUUAACAGCAAGUCCGUCGUUGUCGGAUACGUCGCCGUUUCUUCAAUUGCCACAAACAGCCGCAUCGAUUCAAGAAGAGAAUUCACUUGUGAAUCGCUUCUUCAAUCUUCAAAAAGAUCAUGAACGUCGUUUAACAUUGGCCUCGAUGAUGGGGGACAAUGAGGACGAGAUUCUUAUCAAAUGGAUGGAGCAUAUUACGGCUGAAGUUCGAGACGAUGAGCCUUUGAGGGUAAGGCGUUUAUUGAAGUUUGUGGUUUUGAUAAUUAUUGUUAACCUUACGGGCUUUGAAAAUGUUGAGUCAAAAAAGUUUAAAUCUUUUUGGAAAAUCUGAGAAAUCCAGAUCUUUUCGGCAAUUUUUUAAUCUUUAGGUUGAGAACACUCCAAAACAUAAUAUUUUAAAUUUCAGAUAACAAAAGAAAUACUCCGCCACAUCCUUAAUGCCAUAAGACUUUACUUUGUACCCACAGACACCGAAAACCUUCAAGCAGCACUGGCACAUCUCCAGAAGACCCAUGAUGAAUUUCAGGACCCAGAAUUUGAAAAACAAUUGACUGAUGCCCUUUGUGUAUUCCCUCACGCCGUUCAGCCUUUACUUAAAAAUCAAGGAGUUAAACCGCAUUGGAUGUUCACAUUGGACGAUUUGAUUCGAAGUGCUGUGCAACAAGCUUUGAACUGUUUGAAACCGGAAGUUACUCAGACUUACUGGACUGGAGGAUCAAUUCCAAGCGUUGGGAAUAUGCAACAGCCUUAUUCUGUUCAGCAUGGUGAGCAUGUACCUUAAUCAUAUGUUUUUGAGUUUGAUUUAUUUAAAAUUGACUUUUUUAUUAAAAAAGUAUAUUUUAAGCCCACGCCCUAUCCCAACAAACAACACUACAACGUACUCAGCCAACAUUCUCAUCCACAGUCAACACUCCAACCACAGAAAUGGCAGAACAACAACGUUUUGUCGAUGUUUCACAACAACAUCGUUUAUACACCGAGCACAUAGCCAGAUUACUGGAAGAUCUAGUCCAAGUGGAGCGAAAUUACCGUGAUUUACUGGAACAAAGUCUCAACGAAAAGCGACGAUCAGUGGAACGAAUGGUCUUACAAAGCGAUGUGGAUUCUGGUGUUGAUGGACGGAGUCCGUUGGAAAUGAGGAACGAGGCCGACUUGUACGCUGGAACUCAUCAAGUGGCAGUGGAAGAUGGAGUGGAUUCUGAUUCUGAACUCACGGUAUGGUUGACGGAGUUGGGCUGUGAUGAGGAGAGUAUACAAUCAUUGAUACGACAACAAUAUACCAAAGCAGAUUUAAUUGACUUUGUUAGUCGGGAAGAGUUGCUUCAAGCUGGUGUUCCGUGAGUUUUUAAUUUUCUGGAUUUGAAGGGAGAAAUUUAUAAAAAUUAUAUUAAUCAUGGUAGUGUAAUGUAACUUUUUGUGUGAUAAGAAAUUUGUGGGUAAAUUAUAGUUAUGCUUCUUGAUAUUUUAAUGAACAACGAUUGAUAUCUUUUUAUUUUAGUGGAGGAACAUCUUGUCGUAUCUGGAGAGCCAUUUUAAGGCACCGAUUGGAAAGUUCGAGCAAAAGUGAUGGUGAACAAGUAUCGAGGAAGUACGCUCGAUAUCGUACUUAG